This is a messenger RNA of Spathaspora passalidarum NRRL Y-27907, 2892 nucleotides long. RefSeq names its product Stv1p (gene STV1). The record is from RefSeq and is a predicted model, not a curated record. The transcript has a single exon. Gene Ontology annotation, biological process: proton transmembrane transport; vacuolar acidification. The coding region runs from base 1 to 2892 and encodes 963 amino acids. Gene Ontology annotation, cellular component: vacuolar proton-transporting V-type ATPase complex; vacuolar proton-transporting V-type ATPase, V0 domain; fungal-type vacuole membrane. NCBI's taxonomy places the organism in Eukaryota, Fungi, Ascomycota, Pichiomycetes, Serinales, Debaryomycetaceae. Gene Ontology annotation, molecular function: proton-transporting ATPase activity, rotational mechanism; ATPase binding.
AUGUCUCCAUUUCGACUCUUUAGUUCCACGACUUCAGAUACAAACAUAGCCCCUCUUAAACUCAAUGCACACACAGCGCCGGAAGAAGCAAUCUUCCGAUCUGCACCCAUGACAUUAGUGCAAUUCUACGUCACCAUUGAAUUAGCCAGAGAUAUGGUAUGGGCAUUGGGGAAUUUGGGCAAUGUUCAAUUUCGAGAUUUGAACUCCAAAUUAACUCCGUUUCAACGGACAUUUGUCAAUGAUUUGAAGUCGAUUGAUAUCAUGUCGACAAAAUUACACCAAUUGUUUCAGAUUAUGGUGAGACACGAAACAAUAAAGACUGAUCUCGUUGGAGCCUACUUGCAUGCUGAUUUGAAACCAUUACCUGCUGCGGCAGCCAUGGAUGAUCUCAAACAGAAACUUGACGAGUUCCAUGAUAGAAUCAAGCAUUUGGAUUUGUCUUUCAACAACCUCAAUCGUCAGAAACUCAGACAGGUGGAGAAUAGAAAUGUUGUCAAUAUAGUGGAUGACUUCCACCGGUCAUCCUUAGUCACUGAAGUGGAACGUCACUCACUUGAAAAUCGUGCUAGUAUAGAAGAUGAUAGUGUUGCUUUGCUUAAUGACCAACAACGAAGAAAUCAAAGUUUAGAGUUGGGAUUACAGGAAGCGGAUUUGGAGGAUGGUGCAUUUGAUUCAAUUGCAGGGACAAUCGCCCGUGAUAAAGUACCCAUUUUAAGAAAUAUCCUUUGGAGAACCCUUCGUGGGAAUUUAUUCUUUCAUGAUAUUCAAAUUGACGAACAGUUUCCUGUCAAUGACAGCUCUGAUGAAUUGAUUGACAAGAAUGUGUUUAUUAUUUUCAUUCAUGGGGAUCUCUUGAAAUCAAGAGUACGCAAAAUCAUUCAAUCCUUGGAUGGUGUUAUAUUUGAUAAUGUUGUCGGAGGUGCAGAUACAAGAUCGGCUACCUUGAUUGAAUUGAAUAACAAGAUUGAAGACUUAAAUAGUGUGGUUGUCAGCACAAAACAACAAUUAAUUACCGAAUUGAAAAUUUUCCAAGAAUCAUAUCCCGAUUAUUGCUACAUAAUUGAGCGAGAGAAAUUGAUAUUUGAAACAUUGAACAAGUUUGAUGAGGAUUCUACUAGAAGAUGUCUUGUUGGUGAAGGGUGGAUUCCAAAAUCGGAGUUUACAAAAAUUCAAUCAACAUUACGCAAUUUGGUCAAGGAAAAGACAAGACAUGCUAAUGCUGGACUCACUGCUUCUAGUAAUGAAUCGGUUGCACUCUCAUCGACUGGAACUCUUGAAACUCAAACUUCGUUAUUUGCCAUUGACGACACCACCAGUGAUCACGACAUUUCCAGAUUUGAAAUUGGCGAUGAAGAUGAUGAAGACGAUUAUGGUACUUUAAUUGCGGUUGUUAAUGAACUUUCCACCAAUAGAACUCCUCCCACCUUCCAUAGAACCAACAAAUUUACAUCAGCUUUCCAACUGAUUAUUGACGCUUAUGGUAUUGCCACUUAUCAAGAAGUUAACCCUGGGUUAGCCACAAUCAUCACCUUCCCGUUUAUGUUUGCCAUUAUGUUUGGUGAUGUGGGUCAUGGAUUCAUUGUGUUAUUAGGUGCACUUUACUUGAUCAAAAAUGAAAUCCUGUUUGGCGCCAUGAGAAAUAAAGACGAAAUUUUCGAAAUGGCAUUCAAUGGAAGAUACAUUAUUUUACUUAUGGGAUUCUUUUCCAUAUAUACUGGGUUAAUCUACAAUGAUAUCUUUUCGAAAUCGAUUCAAAUCUUCAGUUCUGGUUGGAAAUGGACAUUCCCUAAGGGCUACGAUUUCGCCAAAGAUGGAGCAGUUACCUUAAUUGCGGAAAAGAUUCUGGGGAAAGUAUAUCCGUUUGGGUUAGAUUGGGCCUGGCAUGGCACAGAAAACAAUUUAUUAUUUACUAAUUCAUACAAGAUGAAAUUAUCGGUGCUUAUGGGAUACACCCAUAUGAAUUAUUCACUUAUGUUUAGUUUGGUGAAUUAUUUAUAUUUCAAAAGGAAAGUGGAUAUCAUUGGGAAUUUCAUUCCCGGGUUCUUGUUUAUGCAGAGUAUCUUUGGAUAUCUUUCCUUGACUAUUCUUUACAAAUGGACCGUGGAUUGGUUUGGUACUGGUAGACAACCACCAGGAUUAUUGAACAUGUUGAUUAAUAUGUUUUUAUCUCCAGGGACAAUUGAAGAACAGCUUUAUCCGGGCCAAAAAUUCAUCCAAAUUGUAUUGGUAUUGAUUGCUCUUGUAUGUGUUCCGUGGUUGUUGAUUUACAAACCAUUAACGUUGAAACGUGAGAAUGACAAGGCAAUACAAUUAGGAUACUCUGAUGUCCAUUCUCAACGUCAUCAUUCGUUCCAGUUACACGAAGAAGAACGAGCUCUUGAAUUUGAACAGGAAUUAAACAAUGAUCCAAAUGAUGAUGAUGAUGAUAGUUUCUUGGCUGAUGAUGAGUUCCGAUUCCCUAAUGAUAUCGAACCAAUGUUUCAUUCUGCUGCUGGCCAUGGUGACGAUCACGACAAGUUUAACUUUGGAGAUAUUGUUAUCCACCAAGUGAUUCAUACUAUUGAAUUUUGUUUGAAUUGUGUAAGUCACACUGCUUCCUAUUUGAGAUUAUGGGCUUUGUCAUUAGCCCACGCGCAAUUAUCUACUGUUCUUUGGUCAAUGACAAUUCAAAAUGCGUUUGGUGCUAGUAAAAAUAAAACAAUAGGGAUAAUCAUGGUGGUUGUAUUAUUCGCCAUGUGGUUCCUGUUGACGGUAUGUAUCUUGGUGUUGAUGGAAGGUACGUCAGCCAUGUUGCAUUCAUUGAGAUUGCAUUGGGUUGAAGCCAUGUCGAAGUUCUUUGAAGGUGAAGGGUACGUGUAUGAACCAUUUACAUUUAAAGAGAUUGAUAUAUAG